GAAGACGCAGGGUGGGGAACAAGGGAAGGAAGAACCCGCUGCUGCUCACUCAGUUGCUGGCUGGACCUCGGAGCAGGAGCCUCCCUGCCACCAGCAGCCCGGCUAAGGUGUUUGACUGGAAGUGUUGUAAAACCUGGAAUUAUGAAUGGCAGAGUCAGGGAAUGGAAGUUCAUACUCCUCUGCUGAGUUGACAAGUUUCAUCUUCAAGAAAAUUUAGAACAGAACAAAUUGACUGGUGAAGCUGUGUGUUCCUAAUCUCAGCCCCCACUGGGAACAUGUCACUUGUGCAACUUCUUAACACGUCUCCAUUCAGCCUUAUCAAAUAUGAAUCACCCUGGAUUUAAUACAUUUUGUUGAUUCCAACUUUAAGAGUUUAAGCUGAUCUUUCUGAGGCAACAGAUUUACUGAUGAACUCUAAAAAGACAUCACAAGUGUCUGGAAUGAAUUACUUGGGUCAUUUUGUUAUCUGUGACGUAUCCAACAAACUUUAGAAAGAGAAACUGUGAGUGGCUGGAAUUAAUUCCCUGAAGCAUUUUGACAGUGAGAACUUUUUCUCCUACACGUUACUACUCCAUUUCUAAACAUUUUCUUUAUAAAAAAUGGCAGAAAACAUUUAGAUUAUUUUGAAACCUGUGUUUUAGGAUCCAAAAAGAUACCCUCAUCUGAGGGAUUAUUUUGAUGGACUUGCCAGGCCAGCUCUGAAUAGUAAAGGCUUUAGUAAUCGGCAAGAUGUCCACCAAGGUCCCAAUCUACUUGAAAAGAGGCAGUAGGAAGGGCAAGAAGGAAAAGCUCAGAGAUAUCCUUUCUUCUGAUAUGAUCAGCCCCCCCUUGGGAGACUUCAGACACACUAUUCACAUAGGGAGUGGAGGGGAGAAUGAUAUGUUUGGGGAUAUUUCUUUCUUGCAAGGGAAAUUCCACCUUCUACCAAGGACUGAAGGUAGCCUAGAUUCUGACAGGGGCAGCCACUGUGGAGUGCCAUUUGAGUUCUCAAGGACUGCUACUAUCUCUGGUCAUGAGCAACCAUUUUCUGAAGCCCCCUCGCCACUCUUAAAGAAUGCUAUCUCACUGCCUGUCAUUGGGGGUCCACAGGCUCUAAUGUUGCCCUCUACCCAGGCCCCACCAAAGCCACCAAGGCUGCACCUUGAUGAUAAAGUUCAACCAGCUGUGCAAGGCAAGGAAGCUGUGUCAGAACUGACUUCAUCCAAGGACAGCAGGACUUCUGAACCUAUCUCUCAUCUCUGCAGCUCCAAUGAACUGUUUGCCAUCCCUCAGAAUGGGUUUGUUGAGGAGAAAAAUAAGGAUGAGUCCUUUAUGUCCCAUGCUGGUUCCCUGCUCUCCCUCCAUGUGGAUCUGGGGCCUUCUAUCUUGGACGAUGUCCUUCAGGUCAUGGAUAAACACCAAGCUGGGAAAGUGAUACAAGAUUCUGGCAGGCAAGAAAUCCUGACAUGAAAACUAAAGGGACUUCCGUGGGGAAAGACUUUAAAAUGUUGAGUUUUGUAGAUAAGAAUUCCCCCCCCAAUUGGAAUAUGGUUAACUGGGCCAGUUUGAAUUAGUGAAAUUUAUCCUGUUUGGAAUCCCAAUUGUGCAUCUUAUAGUAAUAGGGUAUUAAGCUUUUAGGAUUGUGUUGCUUACUUUUCACCAAUGCACACCAUAGACAGUUUUUUUUUAUGUUGCUUUCUGCAGGCCUUUGAAUGUUGCUCAGUACUGAAAAAUGUAUGAAACUAUGAUAAGUUCAGUAUCAGCAAUAAAUUGCUGCUUAGCAAUAAGACCUCUAACUUACUGAUAUGAAUAAAUUUUAAGGUAUAUGACUUUUUUUAAAAGGACUGUGUCAUUUUAAAGUAUUUGUAGUGGGUGUGGUGUGAAUGAUGCCGUGGAAUAUCAAGAGUUUAAUUCAAAAUUAUCCUGGUUCAGAUUGAGAGACUAUUUUACACAGAACUUUGUUAAAGUAGAGCCUGUGAGAGAUGCCAUAUCACUGAGGUCUUUGUUAAAGGAAAAAAAGAUGUAGAUGGGAAUAUAACCACAUAUAUAAGGGAUUUCUCAUUAGCAUUGUAAUCAAGAUUCACUGUCCACAUUAGUCAUGUAACUCACCCAGAGAUGUAGUACAACUCAAUCAAGUUGAUUCAUGCUGUUCUGAAUCAAACUGUCUUCCUAUCUGUAUUUACUAUUUGAAAACCUGAACACUUGCUGUUUGCCAGAUAACUUGAAUUGUCAAAUGGACUGUAAGCAAUUUUUUUAACCUCUUAAUUGAAUUUUUAAAAUAAUCUGCCACUUUACGAGUAAAGCAACUAGGAAAAAAAUCCAUUUGGCUUUGAUGAUGAUCCUUCUUUAUAAAAAAAAAAGCUAGGAGUAAAAAUUAGCAGACUGUAUAUUUUAGCAGAUGUAGGCAUAACUAGAGUCAAUGGUUGGAAGUUUAAGUCAUCAUACUUCAAGCUGGAAAUAAGAUGAAACUUUUCAACAGCAAGGAUAAUUAACCACUGGAACAGAUUACCAAGGGAUGUAGUAAAUUCUCCAUCACUUAGUGUCUCUCAGUUUGUAGACUCCAAUUCAACCACAAAUUGUUGAGUUUGAUGCAGGAAUUUGUGGGGACAUUUUUUAGCCGGUGUUAUGCAGGCUGUUGAUGGUCCCUUCUGGCCUUAAAACUGAUGGAAAUCUAAAUUCUGCUGGCAUUAGAACUGCAGAAAUAACCAAGACAACAGAUGGUUCCAUUUGCUCAAGUGGGUCAUAUUUUCAAAGUUGCCUAAAAGAUUUGGACUCCUAAUUCCCAUUAAAAUUCCCUAGGUGGCUUUUAAAUAUCAGCCCUUGCUCUUAUUUAUUUAUUUAUAAUCUGUUAGACUAGAGUCCCUACCUAGGUACUAUCUCAGUACUUGUGUAUCACUCAUCAUUAAUGGACCAUAUACUUGUAACACUCCUGUGAUGCAUUGUCCCCAUUUUAUAGCUGGAAGAACUGAGGCAAAGGAUAGAUCAAUGGAUAGAUUUUUAAAGGUGUUUAAAUUCCUGUGUGACCUUGGCAAGGGAAUCCAGGAAUUGAACCUAACGCUCCAGAGUCUCAGUCUAGUAGCCAUUCUUCCAGCCAGUCAAAUAUCAAGGCACUAUGGUGCUAGGUAUUAUACAGACAUUUUAAUACAGAAGACCACUUCUGCCUCCACAAUUUUACUAUGUAAAUACUGGACAGAACACACAACUGAGUGGGUAGAGAGGAUGAAGGAAUAAUAAAAGAAACAGUAUGUAGCAGAGAAAUCGUAGUCUCUACUUGUCACUAACCUAACCAGCGUCAGACAAGAAUGAUUUGUAGGUGUCAUGGCAGACGUAGGAUAUAAAGAAGGACUUAAAAGACUGCUCAACUAACCUCUGGGGGAUGCCUUGUUGGAACAAUAUGGAAUAAUUCAGACUUGGAUAGUUUUUUGGGCUAGGAAUGGAAAAAGCCUGCUGGAGUUAGACACCCAAAUCCAUCUGAAAUCUAAUAGGAAUUGGGUGCCUGACUCCCUUAAAAUCCUUCCAAACGCCCAGACAUGGGCUAUGAGAGAGGACAUAGUAUAAACACCUAUCAGUUCCCUUUGACUCCAGGGUUCUAGUCCAAUCUCUGGGAGGGGAAUGUAGUUUAAUGCUUAGGGCAAGGGACCUGGGAGUCAGGACUCUGAGUUCUAUUCCCAGCUCUGGGAGGAGGUGUUGUCUUGUGCUUAGAAGCAGUGAGGACCCAGGACUCAGUGCUGUUCCUAGCUCUGCCACUGAUUUACCGUGUGAUCUUGGGCAAGUCAGAACUCUCUUCCUCAGUUUCCCCAUCUAUAAAAUAGGGAUUUUAAAAAAAUGUCUUCCCUUCACCACACAUAUCAAGGUUUGAUGUAUGUAAGAACCCACUGGAUUAAAGGCAGUAAUUAAGUUCAAAGCA
Molecule: messenger RNA, 3886 nt
Organism: Gopherus flavomarginatus (Mexican gopher tortoise)
Lineage: Eukaryota; Metazoa; Chordata; Testudines; Testudinidae
Gene: CDC42EP2
Product: CDC42 effector protein 2
Exons: 2
Coding region: 730-1449 (239 amino acids)
Source: RefSeq, a predicted model, not a curated record